GAGACCACCUCCCGGCCGGCUGGAGUGGAUCGUACUCGUACGUCGACCAUGGCCACGCGCCGCAGCAGCACGAGCGGCUCCCACGUCUUCUCCCUCCUCGUCCUCCUCUUCCUCGCCUCCGCCUCCCCCUCCGCCUCCCAACUCGGUGUCCGCCCCAAAGGCCCCGUCGUGGACCUCAAGGCGUCCUGCGCCAAGACGGAUGGCCCGAUCACCUGCAACUCCUUCCUCGGGCCCGAGCCGGACAGCAAGACGGCGGACGCGCGCGGGCUGGCGGAGAUCUCCAUGAGGGUCACCGCCAAGCUCGGCGGCUUGGUGGGGGCCUACGCGCGCCGCGAGCUGGAUCUGGUCAACGACAACCCGACGUGGCAGUGCCUGGACGAGUGCGCCGAGGACAUCGAGGACGCGCUGUCGCACCUGGACGACGCCCUGGGCGGCGUCAACGACGCCCAGUUCGACCAGGUCCGCCAGUACAUCGACCUCUCCGAGCAGGACACCUGGUCCUGCGACGAGACCUGCCGGGACACGCCGCCCAGCCCGGUCAGGACCGAGCUGCUCCGCAAGAACCUCGAAUUCGAGAGGAUGAUGAACGUUACCCGCCAGCUCAUCAAGCUCGCCGACGGGGGCGCCUCGCCGGUGCUGCCGAAACCCGCUAUUCUGCCAUGAGCUAGAUGCAUAAUUCACACUACCGAUACACCAUUCAUGAUGAGCAUAUAUAUAUGUACGCACUCACUUCGAGUGUUACAUAUUAGCUAUAUAUACAUAUAGCUAAUAUAAUUGUACGUAGUACUUGUUUUAUUCUGCAAAAAUGUCUCUUAUCAAUAA
Triticum dicoccoides is the source of this 822-nucleotide messenger RNA. RefSeq lists its product as uncharacterized. Bases 49 to 663 code for a protein of 204 amino acids. Gene Ontology annotation, molecular function: enzyme inhibitor activity. The record is from RefSeq and is a predicted model, not a curated record. Lineage: Eukaryota; Viridiplantae; Streptophyta; Magnoliopsida; Poales; Poaceae. The transcript has a single exon. Gene Ontology annotation, biological process: negative regulation of catalytic activity.